Messenger RNA from Triticum dicoccoides, 796 nucleotides. RefSeq lists its product as uncharacterized. Lineage: Eukaryota; Viridiplantae; Streptophyta; Magnoliopsida; Poales; Poaceae. Bases 173 to 541 code for a protein of 122 amino acids. Gene Ontology annotation, biological process: proton motive force-driven ATP synthesis. The transcript is spliced from 3 exons. The record is from RefSeq and is a predicted model, not a curated record. Gene Ontology annotation, molecular function: proton transmembrane transporter activity.
GUGAACUGACAAUAAUACCCUUCGGUCGUUCGCCCACCGUUUUCCCCUCCCAUACUUGAGCACCCACACCCCUACCAUCCCGCCGCCGUCCUCCUCCCCCCUCCCUCUCGAUCUCCUCCCACCUCACCUCCUCCUCGCCUCUUGCCGACGUUUCGUCAAGGUUCCGGCGGCGAUGGCGGCGAGGCUCGCGCAGCUGCGGACCAAGGCGGCGCAGGCGGCGGAAUUCGCCUCGAAGCACGGCGGCGCCUACUACAAGGAGGCGAUGGAGAAGAACAAGCAGUACGUCGUGCAGCCUCCCUCCGUGGAGAAGUGCCAGGAGCUCUCCAAGCAGCUCUUCUACACGCGCCUCGCUAGUCUACCAGGCCGCUAUGAAGCAUUGUGGAAGGAGGUUGAUGGUGUCAAGCAGCUUUGGAAGAAUAGGAAGGAGCUCAGGGUGGAGGACCUUGGAAUUGCAACACUGUUUGGGGUUGAGCUUUAUGCAUGGUUCUGCAUAGGCGAGAUUGCAGGCAGAGGAUUCACCUUAACCGGCUAUAAGGUCUGAAUUAGAUGCCGAGGCGCGCCUUAUAAAUACUGUUAGCUGAUGCUUGUCGAAAUUACCUGUCUUGUUUCACAAUUUUGUUUCUGAAAAGUUUCAGUGCUGAAUGCCAGCAAGACGAGCACACAAUUGCAACAGUGCCUCAAUAAUUUGCUCGCUCAAUUGUCCAUUAUUUUUUUUGUGGUCUGUAACUUGUUCCACUGACGCCUGCCGCACCACUCUUGUGUUGUCUGGUAUGAAAUGAACCCAUUUCUCGUUGCA